AGGGUGCGACGCGCCUGCCAUCGCGGGAGGGAGGUGGCAGCGCCGCACGGCUCCGCUCCGGCUCCGGGUGAACGGGCGGUGGGCGGAGCGGCGAGGCGGGGCGGAGCGGCGUGCGGGCCAUGAUCGAGAUGGCGGCCGAACCCGACGCCUUCCGGGCCCCUCCGCCUCCGCUACGGUCGGGAGAACCGCCGGGAGGACCUCCGCCGGGCCCCGCCGCUCCAACCGGGCCUCCGCGGCGAAGAGGCCGUGAGGAAGGGGAGGGCGGCGGGGAGGCCCCGAGGCCGCGGAACGGCUUCCGAGCGGCGGGAGGAGGAGGAGGAGGAGGAGGAGGAGGGGGGGGGGGGGGGGGGGGGGGGGGGGGGAAGCGGCGGAGCAGCUGCGCCGGCCCGAAACAACCGCCGUGGAAACGGCGCCGGAGAGCGACGUCGGAAUGCGACCCGGCUCUGCCGUCCGAGUUCCUCCUGGGGGGAAACAUCUUCGACCCGCUGAACCUCAACAGCCUCCUGGACGAGGAGGUGAGCCGCGCUCUGAACGCCCGCACCCCGCAAUCCUCCCCGCUCCCCGCCCGCGGCCGCGACCCCGUGGAGAUCCUCAUCCCCCGCGACAUCACCGACCCGCUCAGCCUCAACGCCCCGGGGGGGGGGGACGACGACGGGCUCCGUUUGGCUUCCCCGGCUAAAGCCACCAGACGUCGGCAUCGCCACCGCGGUCAGCAGCGAGCCGGCACCGCCAACAGCACCGCCACCAACAGCACCGCCACCACCAACAGCACCAACAGCAGCGGCGCGGAGCCGGAGAGCCGAACCGAGCACGGCAACGCCACCGGCGGCACCGGCAGCACCGCCUGCUCCAACAGCCGGCACCGUAAGAGGAGGAGGACUUGCAGUAAAUCCGAGCCCGCCCGCCCCGCCGCUUCACCGGAGAAAGGGAAAAGCGGCAACGGAGCCGCCAAGAGCUCGACGGCGCCGACGGCGCGGAGGCGUAAAACCCAAAAGUUCCAAUACGGGAAUUACUGUAAAUAUUACGGCUACCGCAACCCGGAUUGCGAGGACGGGAGGCUGAAGGCCAUGAAAGCCGAGUGGUUCGCCGGGAAGGAGGUGUUGGAUGUGGGGUGCAAUGUGGGCCACGUGACGCUGAGCAUCGCCAAGCGCUGGGGGCCCAGCAGGGUGGUGGGGUUGGACAUUGACGGAGCCCUGAUCCGCUCGGCCCGCCAGAACAUCCGGCACUAUUUGUCCGAGGAAAUGGCCGCGCUGGAGGGCGGGGGGAGGAAAGGGUUCCCGGCGGCGCUGCUGGCCAGCAGGGGGCCGAUUGCUGCGCCCACGCUGCCCCCCGACGGACCCGCGGCCGCCCGCUUCCCGCACAACGUCGUCUUCGUGACGGGUAACUACGUCCCAGACCGCGAGGAGGCCGUUUGGGCUCAGCGCCCCGAAUUCGACGUCCUUUUGGUGCUGUCCCUGACCAAAUGGGUGCAGCUCAACUGGGGGGACGAGGGGCUCAAAAGGCUUUUCCGUCGGGCCUACCGACACCUGCGCCCGGGGGGGCUGCUGCUGCUGGAGCCCCAGCCCUGGGCUUCCUAUCGCAAGAGGAAGGGGCUGACGGUGAGA
Molecule: messenger RNA, 1604 nt
Organism: Phasianus colchicus (ring-necked pheasant)
Lineage: Eukaryota; Metazoa; Chordata; Aves; Galliformes; Phasianidae
Source: RefSeq, a predicted model, not a curated record